AUGCCACUCAACGCAAAACUGGAGCGCAAUUUGCGCGCCGUGGAAGACGACUCGGACGAAAAUUCUUAUUACGAGGUUUCGGAUCGUUCAUCGCCGUCCGUCGUUGAGACUGGAGAAGAGGGUGCUAAUCUGCUGAGCUCCGAGGAAGACGAGGAUGAGGAUGAGGGUGAGGACGAGCAACUGUCGGAUACAUCGCAAGACGAUCAAGUCCAACAGCAACUGAGCAAAGUCUCGUUCGGAGCCUUAGCCAAAGCCCAGGAUGCCCUCUCGAAGCAACAAUCCAAUCGGAAAAGGAAGAGGGGAGAUGAGACUACAGGCGCACAGGAAGAUAAACUACAGGCUUUACGAGCACGGCUGCAAGAGAUCAAGGCAGAGAAAUUGGCGAAGGCAGGCAAACCACAACAGAGCGCGAAACCAUCCAAGAAAGCCAAACAAGCUCAAGAAAGCGACGACGAUGUGGAAGACGAAGACACCUCAGAUUCCGACUCAGCACCUCAUGCACGAUCCAGUAAACACGCUCCCGCAGUACAGUCGAGCAAGCGAGCCGUCACGCGCAGAAGAAAUGUGGUAGAAGUAAAGAAGCGCAACGCCCGCGAUCCACGAUUCGAUGCGGCCACAGGACCUCGUACCGAUGAAAAUACGUUCAAGAAGCGGUAUGCUUUCUUGGACGAUUAUAGGGAUUCCGAGAUUGCCGAACUACGCUCUACGAUCAAGAAGACGAAGAGUGAGGAUGACAAGGAGAAAUUGAAGCGCAAGUUGCUGUCCAUGGAGUCGCAGAAGAAGGCUCGAGCGGCCAAGGACAAGCAACAGGAAAUAACACGAGAGCACAAGAAGAAGGAGAAAGAGCUAAUCAAGCAGGGCAAAACGCCAUUCUAUCUAAAGAAAGCCGAACAAAAGAAGCUAGCAUUGAUCGACCAAUUCCAGAACAUGAAGUCCAAGCAGCGUGACAGGGUGAUUGAGCGACGCCGUAAGAAGUUGACGUCCCGAGAACGGAGGAACAUGCCUGCGGAACGGCGCGCUGGCUGA
Molecule: messenger RNA, 1026 nt
Organism: Aaosphaeria arxii CBS 175.79
Lineage: Eukaryota; Fungi; Ascomycota; Dothideomycetes; Pleosporales
Product: DUF947-domain-containing protein
Exons: 3
Coding region: 1-1026 (341 amino acids)
Biological process (GO): maturation of SSU-rRNA from tricistronic rRNA transcript (SSU-rRNA, 5.8S rRNA, LSU-rRNA)
Cellular component (GO): nucleolus; 90S preribosome
Source: RefSeq, a predicted model, not a curated record